AUGCAUACAUACGAAUCUUAUUUAGGCAAAAAACCAAUAACAAUAAAUGUGUUAGGUGAUCCAAAAGUUGGAAAAAGCUCACUAUUGUACUCCCUAUUCAACCAAGACUAUAACCCAAACAUUAAAUUUAAUAACAAUAAUAUAUGGUCCAAUUCAUAUACCUUUUGUUUUGGAAAUAUUAAAUUUGAAUUAAAGUUUGAAGAAACAAAUGGCACAAUAAUAACAUUUAAUGAAAUUCAAAAAUAUGACGCUUUAAUAUUCCUCUAUUCAUUGACUGAUAAAAAUUCAUUUUUAAAUUUAAAUUAUUUUUUGGAUCUUUACAAAUCCGAAUAUUUCCAAGGUAGAGAUGUUCCAGUCAUAAUUGCCGGUACCAAAUUAGAUGCUCCAAAUCAAAUUAUACCAUGUUUAAAAGAAAUAAAAUCAUUAAAAAUACCAUAUUAUGAUAUUAACUCUUCCGAUAUUGAUUCAAUUCAUAAUUUAUUACAUAUGCUAUUACAACCCCUUGCAAAAAGAGAAGAAUUAAUUAUUAAAAAAAAUGAAAGAAUAUUAAGAAAUAUAGAUAAAUCGCAAAGAGCAUUAUCAAAAAAGAAAUAUUUAACAUCACCCACUGCAUCAUUAGUAAAUAUUUUUUCCAAAAUAACUAAUGGUUCAAAAAAAAUAGAAAAAGAAAAACCAUUAAAUUUUUAA
This is a messenger RNA of Dictyostelium purpureum, 687 nucleotides long. RefSeq lists its product as uncharacterized. NCBI's taxonomy places the organism in Eukaryota, Evosea, Eumycetozoa, Dictyosteliales, Dictyosteliaceae. The transcript is spliced from 2 exons. The record is from RefSeq and is a predicted model, not a curated record. Gene Ontology annotation, molecular function: GTP binding; GTPase activity. Bases 1 to 687 code for a protein of 228 amino acids.